Messenger RNA from Lithohypha guttulata, 1827 nucleotides. It is a transcript of the gene ALO1, whose product is annotated as D-arabinono-1,4-lactone oxidase. The transcript has a single exon. The record is from RefSeq and is a predicted model, not a curated record. Lineage: Eukaryota; Fungi; Ascomycota; Eurotiomycetes; Chaetothyriales; Trichomeriaceae. Gene Ontology annotation, cellular component: membrane; mitochondrion. Gene Ontology annotation, molecular function: D-arabinono-1,4-lactone oxidase activity; FAD binding. The coding region runs from base 1 to 1827 and encodes 608 amino acids.
AUGACGGAUUGGGCGGCUCCAAAUCUACCAACUACGAAGCCAAAUAAACCAUUCGGGAAGGAUCGCUUGACGCCCGCUAACUUCUCGCCUCGGCUGAGCCAUGAACUUGCAAGGAUAGACGAUGAUAUUCCAUUCAGGCCCAAAGCGCGGUAUCUGCAUCACACAUGGGCGCAAACAUUCUUUUCGCGACCAGAGUACUACUUUCAGCCAGAGAGUGUUGCAGAGCUCCAGAAAAUCGCCACGUUAGCUCGAAGAUGUCACAAGCGCGUGUGUGUUACCGGCUUUGGGCAUUCGCCAUCAACAUUGACAUUGACUUCAUCGUGGCUGGUCAAUCUUGACAACAUCUCGAACAUACUCGAAUGGGACGUUGAUGGUAAGAAGGGUCUGGUGCGCUUCGAAGCUGGAAUAUCUUUGCACAAUCUGAACCAGCAACUGGCCGCCAAAGGCCUCACACUCCCCAACCUUGGCAGUAUCGAUGUACAAUCUCUGGCUGGCUCUAUCAGUACUGGCACACAUGGUUCAUCACUAUCUCACGGCCUUCUGUCGCAAAGCGUAACUUCCAUGACAAUCCUUCUAUCCAACGCACAACUAGUCACUUGCUCUCCUGAGAAAAACGUCGACCUCUUCCGCGCCGCCCUCCUCUCACUCGGUGCCCUCGGCAUAAUCGUCGAAAUGACCUACCAAACAGUCCCAGACUUCAAUAUCCACUGGUCCCAACGCCUAGUCCCCCUCGACGACAUCCUCUCCAACUGGUCCGAAUCAUUCUGGAAGCAAAGAGAAUUCACUCGCGUCUGGUGGCUCCCCUACCUCAAGCGCGCCGUCAUCUGGUCCGCCAACAAAACCGACGAACCCCCCAAACCACCAAACAAGACCUUCUACGGCGGUGCCUUCGGCUACUACCUCUACCACAACCUCCUCGCUCUCUCAAACUACAUUCCCAGCAUCCUCCCCUUCGUCGAGUGGCUCAUCUUCGGCAUGCAAUACGGCUUCAAGCCCGACACCUACACCAUGACAGCCAUCGAGCCCGCCCGCUCCGGUCUCCUAAUGGACUGCCUCUACAGCCAAUGGGUCAACGAAUGGGCCCUCCCUCUCCCCAAGGGCCCCGAAGCGAUCUCCCGCCUCAGCGCCUGGAUCAACGGCGCACCCAAAUCCGAACACAACAUCCCCUUCUCCAACAAAAACCUCUACGUCCACUGCCCCGUCGAAGUCCGCGUCAGCGACACCACAACCGACAACCAACACAGUAAAGUCCACCCCUUCCUCGACCCGACCUGGCACGAAGGCCCAACCCUCUACCUCAACGCAACCCUCUACCGCCCCUACGGCAGAGACCCCCCAUGCCGCGACCGCUACUACGAAGCCUUCGAAUACCUCAUGCGCGAACUCGGUGGCCGCCCACACUGGGCCAAGAACUUCCUAUACACAGACCGUGAACACAUCUCCACAAUGUACGCCGACGACAUGCAAAAGUUUCUCGCGGUACGCAACGAAGGUGAUCCUGACGGCAUGUUCCUUGGACAAUGGCAUCUGAACAACCUCCCCAUCGAGAGCAACAACCAAGACGAAAACAGCAACAACAAACAAUCCUCCGUUGAAGAAGAAAUCAGCCGUAAACCAAUGGGUCUCGGCUGGGGCGACGGUGUGCUCUGGGAAGGUGCGGUGAGAGACUUUUCGCCAUUGGACAGAGAUGCAGCUAGGGAUGCGGGUGUCAGUUUCUCGAAUGAUGAUGGUGGAAACACGCCUACUGCGAUGAGUAUGACGAGUCGGACGAGUGACGAGAGUUUUGAUAUGUUGGCCAAGGGGGAGGCGAGUUUCUAUCGAGGUUGA